AUGAGAAGCAGCCGCAAAGGGGGGAAAGAAGGGGAUUCCAGCCUUCCAGUGGAAAACGCUGGAGAGAAGGUGGCAGUUUUGGGGUUGAUCACAUACGAUUCCAGAAUUGGAGUUUUGGGGUACAAAGUACUUUUGGUCCUUGAAGAUGAAACAGACGAGAUCAAUGCUCUAAUUAUUGGGAAAUCAGGUGAAAAAGUUUUUGGCAUGCCUUGUAAAUAUUUGGUUUUUAAUCAAAGAUCAGCAGACCAAAAACAAUUGCCAAGUGAGUUUCUUAGGCUUAUAGAAAGAAAAAAAUUGUCCACCUUCAAUUUUGGAAGUAGGAGAUAUUCGUUGAACUCAAAUGAUUUUCUCAUCUACAACGUUUCUGAGGACCUGAACAUUAAGCCAGUAACUCCACAAUCUCUGGCCAGAGAAGUUACAGUCUCUUCUACAACAGUUUUAUCUUUCACUACACCUGUUGACACAACCGGCGAAUCGCAUAAAAGAAAGAGAGAUGAAGCAGAAGAAAUAUCUGAAACAAAUAUACAAGAUGUUAAUCAGAAGGAGCCCCCAGCAACACUAGGGAAGAGCAACAAGAAGCAUGUAAUUGAACAACUACUUAUGCAGGAGACCUUCUCGAGGGAAGAAUGUGAUAGAUUAUUAAAGAUUAUUAAAUCGAGAGUCGUAGGUUUUACCAAUGCUGAAGGUGCAGAGAAUACAAGACCAGAUGUAGAGAGUCCUGUUAUGAAGGCAAAAAAAUGGUUGAGUGAGAAGAGAUUGGGAUCAACUUCAAAGCCAGUUUUGGAUCAUGGAACCCACACCUUGAGCGCUCUUAUGUUCCCACAAGGUGGUGAAGACGAAGGUGGUUCACCGGUGGAUGUGGCCAAAGUGUAUAUGCGGGCACGUCCUCCAUGGGCAUCUCCUUCUAUUAAGCAUGGAGAACUGAGAUCUCCGUCAUCAAUAGGGAUGCAACUUUUCAAUGAAGAAACCCCAUAUUCAACUGGUGGCAAUUCUGUGUCUACAUCCAAGCUGAAAAGGGAUGCCCCUGCUACAGGGUCCUGGAAUAUUCAGGAGGAAAUACGAAGAGUGCGAUCUAAGGCAACAGAAGAACUGCUGAGGUCCCUACCUUCUACAAGAAUUGAUUGGUCCACAUCUGCUUUAGAAAAAAGAAGUGUCUUGGGUUCUUUUCCGGGUGGCCAACGAGAAGAUGAUGUGGGAGAUAAACUUCACAAUUCUAAAAAUGCCGUAGGUUCGAAUUUGAACUUGUCCUUAGGAAUAACUGCGUCCAAUGGCUCCAACGUUUCGGAGAAGACACAAUAUGGAUUGCAGAAAGAAGAUUUGCCACUUCCGGAUUCAGAUGCCGCUUCUAUGGGUGGCAAGGGUGAUGCUUCUUGUUCUCAGAAUGCCUUAGAAGAGAUGUUAAGCUCUGGACAACAACUCGAGGCAUCUGAAGAUAUCAAGACUGCUCCCAGUGAUGCUGGUGCUGGUGAUUUUGAUGGACAUAAGCACACUAAUGGGUCUGAACAACAAAAUUCAGUGGUCGGAGGAACCAUACAAGUUUCAGAUUCAAAAUUACACGAUGUAACGUGCUUGACAACAGAAGCAACUGCAUCAAGAAGUGCUUAUACCACAAAUGGUUUCCGUUCUUCAGUAGCUGAUUUGUCUGCACAGUUGGGCACAGAAGAAAACUCCAUGCUCAAUGGGGAAAGUAAUCCAGUCAGUUUAAAUGAUAACCGUGAGUUUUUGAAUGAACCUACUGGCGAGGUCACCAACAAAAACAGAAACGAUAUUGGUGCCACAAAGGAAAACGAUGGCGCACAUUUGAAUGUAGCUACUUUUGAGGUCCACGAACUGAUUGAAAAUUAUAUUGAUGUCACGAAGGACAAUGAUUUCGUUGCCAGUGGCUCCCAAAACAGCUCUAGUAUGCCCAAUGAGUUAUCACAGGAGCUGACCCAGCCAAGCCCGGUAGCCAAGACUGACGUUGUUGAGAAGCAGAAGGGAAAGAGACCAACUAGAUCCAACAGGAGAGGCAGGUCGCGGGGCAAAUGACACAGAAUUGUGGUUUCUGUACCUUACAGUGUAAUUUAUUGUAUACUAACUUAUGUAAUUUGGCAAAUGUGUUUCGUUUUGUUGGGAUUCCAUGUCAACAGGAACAGGGUAGGAAUUACCGUCAGGUAUUUACACCACGGGUCUCUGUCCACGUUUAGCUAGACUUAAAAUGUUGUAGAGAAUGUUCCUAAUUGAUUGGAAUUGUGAAAACCGCCUGUUUGAGUGUGUGCACAAUGUGUUGUAAGUUGUAACAGCUCUCCAAAUUUUCUCAUGUUGAGUGAACCUUGCAUUUGCAUGGCUCACUAAUUGUAAUGAUUUUGUUCCUCCUUGUAGGCAAUUUUAUAGUGGCUGAUA
Malus domestica (apple) is the source of this 2382-nucleotide messenger RNA. Lineage: Eukaryota; Viridiplantae; Streptophyta; Magnoliopsida; Rosales; Rosaceae. The record is from RefSeq and is a predicted model, not a curated record.